Molecule: messenger RNA, 1054 nt
Organism: Lolium perenne
Lineage: Eukaryota; Viridiplantae; Streptophyta; Magnoliopsida; Poales; Poaceae
Product: HMG1/2-like protein
Source: RefSeq, a predicted model, not a curated record
CUGGGCCGGCCCGGUUACAGAGAGAGAGUCUAAUAGGUUCGUACCCGAUCUCCCCAAACCCUAGCCGAGUUGCAGCUCCCUGUUUCCUUUUCCCCGAACUCCAGUACCAUCCUAAAUUCGGGCGCUCGAUCUCACCUGUUGUUCAGACAUGAAGACUUGCAAGCAGACCGCAUCGAUGGGAGCCGCCGCCACGGACGAGGCCCACAGCAAGUCGGCAGCGAAGAGCGAUGCAAUCCAAUCGAGGAAGGGGAAGAAGGCCAAGGGAAAAUUGGCGGUGAAGAGCAAUGGAGCGGAGAAGCCCAAAACCCAUGACCUUUCUGAUGUUACACGCGGGUUGGCGGUGAUGAGCAUUGUAGAGGAAAUGUCAGAGGAUGAAUUGCUCGCCUUGUACUGCUACCGGAAUAUCUUUUGGAUGAACAACUUCCCUGGCGUCUAUGACGAGCCGUCCGUACAUGCUAUUCGUAAGAAAGCCACUGAAAACUGGAAAUUCUUUAGCGAUUCGGAGAAGGCCCCUUAUCUAGCCAAGGCACGUGUGAACAAAAUACUCCUAGCUGAGGCUCACGCGUUCAAGAAGACACUGCGGUUGACGUACGCGUUGACGAACAAGAUGGUGAAUCUGAAAGUGUGAACACUCCAGAUCUCUAACAUGUGUUUGAAUAGCAGAAUUAUUCAUGUGUGAGCACCGGAGUAUGGAAUGAUGCCUGUAUCAAUGCAACUUUGUUUGCUUGCAGAAAUCUCUUUGGAUCGCACAAUUACUGCAACCAACUCCACAGCCUGAUUCUGUCUGGGCUGACACUUUGGAGGGUUCAGAUGCAAGUGCAUUUCAUGCUGCCAUAUGGUCAAUACUACUAUUAAAUAUGUUCGUGGUCCUAGCUUUAGAUGUUGAACUCUGUUUUGCAUACUGUGGUGUUUGAUUAGUAAUGUUGAAUGGCCGUUAAGUUAUAUUUCACUAUUAGAAACCCUAUGAUGACAUUGUGAGAUUACAACUGAAUAUUUUGUCGUUUUGUGUGAUUUUCGCCCGUGUGUUUGUAAUAAAGUUGGACAUUGUGGCCAA